This is a messenger RNA of Aplysia californica (California sea hare), 2604 nucleotides long. RefSeq names its product flavin-containing monooxygenase FMO GS-OX-like 4. The record is from RefSeq and is a predicted model, not a curated record. NCBI's taxonomy places the organism in Eukaryota, Metazoa, Mollusca, Gastropoda, Aplysiida, Aplysiidae. Gene Ontology annotation, molecular function: flavin adenine dinucleotide binding; N,N-dimethylaniline monooxygenase activity; NADP binding.
ACAUCGAUUUUCCCGCACGCUACACUGUACCACACUUCCCGCGUCACGAGCUCUCGUAUUCGUGCGUAGCCAGCGCACAGAAGACUGGAACCAGGCGCUCUACACACGCACGCACGCAAAGCAGGGAGCUAUUGCAACGCUCGAGUUGCUUGACAUUCAUCGCCCGACAUUUGAAGAGUAGCAUUCAUCUCUUUGGGAGAAACAUCAUCACACAUCCUUCUCAUUAAGCAGGACUUCUAGAAAAAAAUGCCGACCAAGGUGGCAGUGAUAGGUGCCGGAGCUGCAGGUAUUUGUGUGCUGCGCCAUGCCCUAGCUUCAGAGGGUGUUUUUGAGGCAACGGCGUUUGAAAAGAGCAACAAACUUGGGGGAACCUGGGUAUAUACGGACAAGACAGAAACCGAUGAAAAUGGCUUGUCCAUACACUCCAGCAUGUACAAAAACCUACGGACAAACAUUCCGAAGGAAGUUAUGAACUUUCCAGGCUUCCCUUUCAAAACCGAUUUGCCCUCAUUUUUAAGUCAUGAAAACGUGGCCGAGUACCUGGAGGACUACGUAGACCAUUAUGGAUUGCGCGAUCAUAUCCAGCCAUUACUCGGAUCCUCUUAUGCCUAAGAUGAAAGGUCUUGAGAACUUCGAAGGAAAAAUUCUGCACAGCCACAACUAUCGCAGCCCUGAAGAAUUCCGAGAUCUCAGAGUUGUCAUUCUUGGGGCAGCGGCCAGCGGUCAAGACAUCUGUGUGGACAUGAGUCCAGAGGCUAAAAGGAUAUACCUGAGCCACAACAAGACACCACUGUCCACUGCUAUACCUGACAACGUGGAGCAAGUCGACGGAAUUGUGGAAGUAUACAAAGAUUCAGUUCGACUGUCAAAUGGUCAAGAAAUCGAAUGCGACGCCAUUCUAUUUUGUACAGGCUAUUUGUACAACUUUAACUUUCUGGAACCAGAGUGUGGAGUUAAAAUAGAAGAAAGUCGAAUCGUGCCCUUGUAUAAGCAUCUUGUACACACCACCUACCCGACCAUGUUCUUCAUUGGAAUGUGCAAGACCAUCUGUCCGUUCCCCCAGUUUGACGCCCAAAUUCAGUUCUCCCUGAAGGUGCUGGAUGGUCGGUUGGUGCUUCCUUCGAAAUUAGAAAUGGAUGAAGAAACAGAGACAGACUACAAGACUAGACUGGAGCGCGGGUUGCCACACAGACACGCCCACCUUAUGGGACCUCGCCAGUGGGAAUACAACUCUCAACUGACUACAAUGGCGGGACUCGAACCCAUUUCCCCCAACGUCCAGCUGCUCUACGAGCACGUGCAUGCCAUCCGGGUCAAGCAACUGACCACGUACAAGAGACUCAACUUCAGGCUCACAGGACCGGACACAUUCGAACAGUACUAAGAUUAUAUAAUGAUAAUAUGACGGGACACAGUGGAAUCAGGCGCUUGUCAAUGUAUGGAGUUUUUGGUACCGCUAUUUUUUUAAACUUGUUCAUUUGCCUUGUUUAUGGCUUUAAAAAGUGCUUCUUACACUUGAAGGAAGUGGGGGUCACCUGGUGACACAGGUAAAAUUAGCGAAAAAAAGGCCGCUUAAGUUUGAUGACUUCCAGAGCUUGAGUGACCAUACAUUUUUUAUGUCUUUGAUGAAUGUUUUUCCGUAAAAUCCCUACGACAUGAAAAGAGUUGUGCACAAUUAACCCCCCCCCCCCCCCCCAACAAAAAAAAGAUAAAAAUUGCCCAAAAAUUAGGAAAAAGUCUGUUUUCUCCAUUUCAUUAUUAUGACGAUCGCCGGAUUUCACCACGAUGCAACACACUUCUCGUCAUCUGCAAGCUUGCUCCCUCAGUAUGUCUUGUCCCAUUGUCUCCUGUGGAGACCUUCAUAUACAUGAAAGUCUAUAAUUGCUUCAACCCGUGCUGGAAAAGGUUUCUUUAGCGCUUUUUGUUUUACAAAUUGCGUCUUUCUUCUCCAGCAAUUGUCAUAUACAUGUGUAUUUACCAUUUCAGAGAACAAAUGUUCUAGGAACAAAAAUAAGGCACUUAUUUUCUUUGUUAGCGCAACUACCAAGUGUGCAAUACUUUGAAAAUUCAAGAAAAUUGAAUGCCCCUGAUUCUCGUAUUUAAAAAGUGGUACAUAAAUAAUAUGUUCUUUUCCCUUUCAUCAUCAUCCUUUUUCAUCCUAUGCUAGAGUAUAGGCCAUGAACAAGAGCUCUCCAUCUACUUCUAUCCUGGGCUUUAGUCCCCACGUCUAUCCAGCUGUAUCCCAUCUUUUCUACUUUUACCAAAGGUUCCUCUUCCGAAUAUGCCUAUUUUCAGGCUUUCCUCCUCUCCUUUUCCAAUUUUCUUUUCCUUUACCUGCGUGCUUUUGAUUUUCAUGCUUUUCAUCAAAUGCUUUUUGUCCAGUGAUCUGAAAAGCUGACUUGGCUUACGCUAUGAAACCAAAAUGGCAACAUUGAGAUCAUGUAAACUUGUCUCUUAAAGUAGUAAACUGUUGUUUCAAAAACAAAUACCACCACUAUCACCACCCCCACCCCACAGAUUUCACAAACUGUACUACUGUAAAGAAGAUGUUAUAACAUUUAUACACAGAACUGAAAAUAAAAAUACAAAUGUGUGAAGAUUAAG